CUCUCUCGAUAAAAUGUGAAAAAUUGAAACGCAUGACGGGUUUUAGAAGGGGUUUUUCAGAAGCUGUCUUAAGGAUCUCUGAGUCUCUCUCUCUCUCUCUCUCUCUCUCCCCUUCGUCUUCAUCCUUUUCUUUCAACAAAACUUCCGAGAGAUCCUUAACCAGAGAUUGCAUCUUCCAACUUCAUUUUGGGGGAAAAGAAGACGACGCGAGAAUUCUGGUUCGCGGGCUUUUAUACCUUUCUCUCUCGUUCGACAAGAAACUCACUUUGGCAGAGGAAGAGGAAACAGUUUCCAGAGGGCAUAGCAGCAUUCCGAUUCUUCAAUCUCGCUCUGUGGAACUUUUUAAAAGCAUUUCAAAAGGAAAUUUUUAAGAGAGAAAACACAAGAAGUUGAGGAUGACUGUGUUAGCUGUUAGGGCAGCUGCAGCCACCACUGCUACUCAGGCCUCUCGCCAAGCUCUCAAGCCAACUAUGCUUCUUGCUCCGGGCAUUGUUACUGUUGCUACUGCUUACAGGUACAAGGAUGUGAUUUUUGAUGGAUGUACCAAGAUUAUAGGGGCAGGUAAGCCCUUGCGAAGUAGCCCAAUUGUUUUGUGCAGACCUAACUUUCCUGCCUUGCCUGGUUUGUCAAUGAGCAUGAGUUCACAAGGCCCUAAUCAGCAGCUGCAUGCCUGCUUUUCUAAAGAAAAAAAGUUCUCCCACCGUUCUGCUGCAUCAACCUCAGUUUUUGGAGGUCAAGAUAGCCACUCUUACGGAAUCCCUAGAUUACCUGCUCAGCGAAGUUCCUCUGACCUCCCUAGAGCAUACAAGAAUGACUUUUUCAGGUUGCCCUUCCCACUAUUAGAUGAGAAACCAGAAUGGUGGUGGAGGACAUUAGCUUGUCUUCCCUAUUUGAUUGCCCUGCAGCUGUCAGAUGCUGGGUAUUUUCUCCAGCCCUUCCUAGAACAUCAUGACUACUUCCAAGAUUUGAUAUAUUUUGUCCCAGGAGCUGUCUCGAGAUUACCACCUUGGUUCACAAUGCUUUAUUACUACAUUGCUUAUAUUGGAAUUGUGAAGAACAAAGAGUGGCCUCACUUUUUUAGGUUCCAUCUUAUGAUGGGCAUGUUGUUGGAAACAGCCACGCAGUUGAUAUGGUAUACGAGCAACUUCUUUCCUCUCAUACACUACAAAGGUACGUAUGGGAUGUAUUAUUGGGCAGGUGUGGGAUUAGCAUACAUUUUGGUUCUGUUGCAGUGUGUACGGUGUGCUCUUGCUGGUGGUUAUGCUCAUAUCCCUGGAAUUAGCGACGCCGCCCUAAUCCAUACUCUGUUUAAUUUAGGAGGCUUCCAGCGGCCAUUCUAGGAAGGGCCUCAGGGUUUGAGUUCACAUACUAGGAUUGCUGGCAUGUGAUAUUGGACAAGGGAAAGAAAUAAUGGAAAAUAAAAUGGAUAGGAUCUAGUGCAGUUUUUUAAUUCUCUAUAUGUUGUAUGCUUAAUAUUGUUUGGAGAAAAUUGAUCAUUUAUGAUUUUUUUGGCAUAAAUUGAGACAUCAGAUUUCUGUUGUGUA
Hevea brasiliensis (rubber tree) is the source of this 1544-nucleotide messenger RNA. RefSeq names its product protein TIC 20-IV, chloroplastic. Lineage: Eukaryota; Viridiplantae; Streptophyta; Magnoliopsida; Malpighiales; Euphorbiaceae. The record is from RefSeq and is a predicted model, not a curated record. Bases 396 to 1340 code for a protein of 314 amino acids. The transcript is spliced from 4 exons.